Molecule: messenger RNA, 603 nt
Organism: Labeo rohita (rohu)
Lineage: Eukaryota; Metazoa; Chordata; Actinopteri; Cypriniformes; Cyprinidae
Gene: hbaa2
Product: hemoglobin, alpha adult 2
Exons: 3
Coding region: 71-502 (143 amino acids)
Biological process (GO): hydrogen peroxide catabolic process; oxygen transport
Cellular component (GO): haptoglobin-hemoglobin complex; hemoglobin complex; blood microparticle
Molecular function (GO): haptoglobin binding; heme binding; organic acid binding
Source: RefSeq, a predicted model, not a curated record
UAUAAAAAGACCCCCUUAUCCUACACCUAAAACUCCGCUCUUGUGAUAUCAAGGUGAAAAGGAUCAGAAAAUGAGCUUGACAGCUAAGGAUAAAGCCGUGGUCAAGGCCUUCUGGGCUAAAAUCUCUGGUAAGACCGACGCCAUAGGCCAAGAAGCUCUGGUAAGAAUGCUCACUGUCUACCCUCAGACUAAAACAUAUUUUGCUCAUUGGUCCGAUCAUUCCGCCGGCUCUGCCGAAGUGAAGAACCACGGCACAACUGUGAUGUCAGCCAUCACUAAAGCUGUGGGCAACAUGGAUGACCUUGUUGGUGCACUGAGCUCCUUGAGUGAUCUCCAUGCCACCAAGCUCCGCGUAGACCCUGGAAACUUCAAGAUUUUGUCCCAUAACAUCCUCGUGGCUUUUGCAGUAAAUUUCCCAUCUGACUUCACCGCAGAAGUGCACGUGUCCGUGGACAAGUUUCUUGCGGCUCUGUCUGCAGCCCUCGCUGAUAAAUACAGAUAAGAUAAUUAUUCCGGGGCUUCUCGUGCAGAUGCAAACGGAGGCAAUACAGAUAAUGGAGCUAAAAUAUCAUAUGCAAAUAAUAAAAUCCAUAACAAUCAAAA